Messenger RNA from Spinacia oleracea (spinach), 1372 nucleotides. RefSeq names its product peroxidase 1-like. Gene Ontology annotation, biological process: response to oxidative stress; hydrogen peroxide catabolic process. The coding region runs from base 224 to 1282 and encodes 352 amino acids. NCBI's taxonomy places the organism in Eukaryota, Viridiplantae, Streptophyta, Magnoliopsida, Caryophyllales, Amaranthaceae. The transcript is spliced from 4 exons. The record is from RefSeq and is a predicted model, not a curated record. Gene Ontology annotation, molecular function: peroxidase activity; heme binding.
GAAAUCCAAUUUUUUUAGAGUGACUUUUUAUUGAGCAACAUUCCAUCUGAGUGCUAUAUAAGGAGGCCACUAAUGGAAGUAUAGAACCAUGCAACUUCAACGUAGUUUUAUUAUUAAGACCAUAAUAAUAAGCUACGAAAGUAUUGAAGUUGUACACAUAAUUUUUUUUUUAGGGUUGAUUUUCGAGAGGAUUUUUUUUUCCUGAUCGAAUAUUUGAUUGAAGAUGGCUAACAAGGUUUUGUUAUUGGUAUUUAUCAUAGCGAUUUGUACUACUUUUGUCAUUUCUGAUGGUAAGAAAAAAUUGCAUGACGAUAAAGACAAAGAUAAAGGUAAAGGUAAAGGUAACGGUCAUGGAAAGGAUAAACACAAAAACAAUGGCGGUCUAGCGAUCAAUUUUUAUGGAGAAAAUUGUCCUCGUGCAGAAGAGAUUGUGCAGACGGUUACUGAGAGACAUGUCUCUAGUAACCCAGACUUGCCUGCAAAGCUCCUGAGAGUGCUUUUCCAUGAUUGUUUUGUCAGGGGUUGUGAUGGUUCAGUGUUAUUAAACUCAGCAAAAGGUUCUCAAUCAGAGAAAGAAGCAUCAGCCAACCGAAACUUAGCAGGUUUCGAAGUUGUUGAAGAUAUUAAAGAGGAGAUCGAGAAAGAGUGCCCAGAUGUUGUGUCUUGUGCUGAUAUCUUGGCUCUUGCUACCAGGGACGCUGUUUCUCUCCAAUAUGGGAGGCCCUUGUGGGAGGUGCCCACCGGCAGAAGAGAUGGAACAACAUCAUUGGCAUCGGAGGCUGAAGCAAAUCUUCCUUCCUCAUUCUCUAAGUUCCCUGUCCUUUUAAACAACUUCGCCAUAAAGGGCCUAUCUGUUCGUGAUCUUGUGGCAUUAUCAGGUGCGCAUACAAUUGGAGUAAGUCGUUGUAACUUUGUGAGCUCAAGGCUAUUUAACUUCACUGGAAAGGGAGAUCAAGACCCUUCAUUAAACCCAUCUUAUGCUGAUUUCUUAAGGACCCAAUGUAAAGGACCAAGUGAUGCCACAACCACUCUUGAAUUAGACCCUAAAAGUUCCCUCUCCUUCGACAACCAUUACUUCCAAAUAUUAAAGGAACAUAAGGGUCUUUUCAUGUCCGACGCCGCCCUCCUCGACGAUGCUAACGCCCGUAAAAUCACCGAAGAGUUUCUUAACUCGGAAAGGUUCUUUGAUGAGUUUGCUACGUCUAUGGAAAAGAUGGGAGCCAUUGGUGUGCUUACCGGACGUCAAGGGCAGAUUAGGAAACAAUGCACUUUGGUUAACUAAAAAUAAUUACAUGAGCAUGUAAAUUGUUAACAAUACUAAUUAAGUGUUGUCUAUGCAUGAUCAAUAAGGCCCAUAAGGGUUAUGUUUCAA